Messenger RNA from Scatophagus argus, 3087 nucleotides. Its product is annotated as endosialin-like. The record is from RefSeq and is a predicted model, not a curated record. Bases 667 to 2847 code for a protein of 726 amino acids. Gene Ontology annotation, cellular component: external side of plasma membrane; extracellular matrix. Gene Ontology annotation, biological process: cell migration. The transcript is spliced from 2 exons. Lineage: Eukaryota; Metazoa; Chordata; Actinopteri; Scatophagidae. Gene Ontology annotation, molecular function: calcium ion binding; extracellular matrix binding; extracellular matrix protein binding.
GCCAGCUUUGCAGAAGCAAGAAAGCCCCAGCAGGAUCAGAUAGAGGAGAAAGUUUCUGUCACUGAAGGAGAAGGUGGAGACAAUUUCUGCAUCACACAGAGCUGACAAACACUUUCCUGAUUUAUAUAUGGACUCUGUCUAAUUCUUUUUGGACUUGGACUGAAGUGAAGAUUGCUCCUGUCAACAAUUUUGAACCCUGGACCCUACUGGUUCUUCACUGGACUUUAUUUUGGACUGUACUGGACUCAGCUGGACUUUCUAGGAGAUUUCAUUGGACUGCAAUGCUUUAUAUUAGUUUUCUAUAUAUAUAGCUUUAUAUAAGAUCUGGUGAAAUCUGUUUUACUAUGGCAGCAGAGCUAACAGACUGCUGAUGAAUGGAUCAAUUCUGCACUGUAGGGCAAUCUGUCUAAAGGCUUAGGCAAUCUAGGACAAAUUAAGUUAAUCCAAUGUCAGUUUUGGAUUUAUCUGCCUCAGAUUACUUUGAGUAACAGGUCAAUUAGACCAUAUAAUUUAUUUAAACACACUAACAGGAUUGAGCUUGUUUGGUAAGUGACAGUUUGUUAAAUUAACUGAAGCGAGUGAAGCAAGUUAUUUUCCUUCCUCAGACUAUUUAUUUUGGCUGUUAGGUUGGGGUACUUAUUUGAAUGUUGGCCUAUUUUUAACCUCAUGUCUUGGUGGAGGAUGCAAAAGACCAUCAGGAGCAGUAGCCGCUGCAGCAACAUGAGUCUCCUGUGUGUUCUGUGGCUGCUGAUGGUCUGUCUGGCUCCUGGAAGCCAAGGCCAGAGGCUGAGGGAAUCGGAGGGCGAGCAGCCAGCAGGCAGGGCUCAACUGGCGGAGAAAGAUGCACUCUGUCACCAGGAUGGAUGCUACACUGUCUUCCUCCAGAAGAGAACCUUCAGGGAGGCUGGGCGGAGCUGCCGGGAGCGAGGUGGGACCUUGGCAACGAUGCAUACCCACGAGACAGCGGGCGUGGUCCAUGAGCUGCUGUCGGCCGUUGAGGCGCAGGGCACCAGGUCGAGGCUUCGGCUCUGGAUCGGGCUGCACAGACCACCACGCCAGUGUUCAACCACCCGACCGCUCAGAGGAUUCGUCUGGGUCACAGGAGACCAGGAUGGCCAGUUCACCAACUGGCUCCGUGAAGACAGCCCUGGGACUUGUGCGGCCCCUCGCUGUGUGGCCAUGACCGUCCACACGUCUGAGAGUGGACGCGAGAGCAGUGACAAUUUCCGGUGGCUCGACGGCUCCUGCGCACUGCCACUGGAUGGAUAUGUUUGCCAGUACAACUACAAAGGAAUGUGUCCACCUCUGGAAGACGAGGGUAAAGGUCCAGCUGUUUACACCACCCCAUUUCACCUCGUCAGCACCCUGCUAACUCAUGUGCCCUAUGGGUCUGUGGCUGCACUGUCCUGUCCAGCAGAUAGUUCAGAUCCAAAUGCCAAUACUGAGCAGACAGUACUGUGCAUGGAGAGAGAUGAUGAGACAGUGGGCUGGUCCAAGGAUCCCCCACUCUGCUCAUCCAGUGCAGCUCCACAGAACCAAGACUGGUGUAGUGGCGACCAUGGAUGUGAGCAUUACUGUCAGAACACAGACACAGACUACUAUUGUUACUGCUCUGAGGGUUUUAUAAUAGAUGAGGAUGGGUACAGUUGCAAACCUGACCCCCUUAGCCAAACCGACUCUCCUAAAUUAUCCUCUGACUCUGCUGGCCCCACUGAUCAGCCCCACGUCAAAGAGGCCUGUGUGGAAAUGGGAUGUGAGUACGACUGUGUAGAGACAUCUCGGGGCCUCCGUUGCAUAUGUCCCCCAGGCUACCAAAUGGGUCCAGAUGGCCGCAGAUGCUCUGAUGUAGACGAAUGUAAACAACAUCCGUGCCCCCAAAUCUGCGUCAAUAUCCCGGGCACCUUCCACUGCACCUGCCACCCUGGGUACCAGCCAGAUGACGAGGGCGAGUGUGUGGACAUCGACGAGUGCCUCGAUGAGGGUAGCUGCGAAGGCACUUGUGAGAACACAGUGGGGUCGUUCACUUGUCUGUGUAACCCUGGGUACGAGUUCAGCAGCAGUGGAGAGUGUGUAGAUGUAGACGAGUGUGUUGGGGAGUCGCCCUGCCAGCAACAGUGUCUCAACUACAUGGGAGGGUACCAGUGUUACUGUGAUAUUGGUUAUGACCUGCAGUCAGAUGGACUUUCCUGCCAGCCUUCACCUGAUGAUGAAGAAUAUUCCACUCUGACACCUGAUCACAGUGACUCAGCUCACAUACCUGACUUGGACCGUAACCAUGAUACUCCCUGGUCCACCUCAUUCACCCCAGACCCAAACUUUGAAGCUGAAACUAACUUUGAUGAUGACUGGCUGACAGAAGCACCUGGGGUCCUCCCCCCUGACAUGGCUCAUGGGUCAGAUAAUCACCUUAACCAAUGGGAUGUCCAAUCACCAAAGCGAUAUCAGACAGCUCCAUCCCCUACACAAAAAGACAGCACAGGCAAUGAAAUUGAUAAAGAGGCUGAAACCAAGGAAGGAGGUAGAGAGGCUAGUGAUGGGGCGCACGCUGAAGGGUCAGCCACUGGGACUAAGGAUGGGGGCAGAUCCAAGAUGGAUGGCACAGAAGAUGCCAGUGGCACAGAUGAGGUUGAGGCUGGAUCUGCUGCAGGCAAACGAAAGCAUGACAAGAGUUGGCUGCUGGUGGCCCUGCUGGUCCCUUUGUGUGUGUUCCUUGUAGUGAUGCUGGCUCUGGGGAUCGUCUACUGCACCAGUUGUGCUGUGGACAAGAGCCUGAGCUUCUCAGACUGCUAUCGCUGGAUACUUCCUACGAUGCCUCCUGAGAGGAGGAACGGAAAAACUCAAGCAUGAACCCUACACUAAACAAAUACAGGUGUCUGCACAUGCACACAGAUGUGCUGAACACCCAGGUUUCUGUUAACAUUUCUCUUGUGGUGCAGGACUAGUCACUGAAACUACCAUUUGGAUCUAGUACAGCUGACUGGCUCUCACAUUCAUCAAGGGAAACUUAAUACUUUCUGUUGCACACCCUUUGUAAAUAAGUCACUUUCUUAUUGUGUUUUUAGAAUUCAAUAAAACUCAAUAAACUGA